CCUACUUUCACUUUGGUGCGGAGCGAGGCCUGGCCAGGGGGACUCGGGUGUCCCCCAAGACAUCCAGGUGGCACAGGUACAAAAGGAGAAGCAGGCAGGCACAGCGUGGCCACGGGGACAUGCCAGCGCACCCGCAGCACUCAGCAACCACCUCGGGGCACCCCGGACACAGAUCCCUGUGAACAGCCAUGGCAGGGGAAGGGGAGCUCAGCCGUGUCAUCAAGGACCUGCAGAAGACUGUGGCCGAGCUGAAAUGCCGCUACCAGGAGCAGAACCUGCCGGUGACAGACGGGAGCCGGGAGCUGCACAGCCUCUGUGCCCACCUAGAGUUUCUCCUCCAGUUUGACCUCAAGGAGAAGAGGAGCUUCUUUGGGCAGCGCAAGGACUAUUGGGACUUCUUGUGCCAGGGCCUAGCACGGUGCCGGCAGGAGCAUGAAGGCAUUCACUUUGUCACUUCCCUGGACAAGCUGAAGACCCCUGUGGGCAGGGGCCGGGCCUUUCUGCGGUACUGCCUGGUGCACCGGCAGCUGGCAGAGUCCCUGCAGCUCUGCCUCCUUGACCCUGAGAAUCUCUGCGAGUGGUACUACGCCCGCAGCCCCUUCCUGAGUCCCAAACGGCGAGCAGAGAUCCUGGGCAGCCUCUAUGAGCUGGACUGUGUCACCUUCCACCUGGCCCUGUACAGGGAUGACCUGGACACCGCCUGGCCCAUGUUCUCUGAGCCACUGGUACGGCCCAGCCCGGUGAUCAGGAGCAGCCCAGCAAAGACAGCCCUGCAGACAGACAGUAUUGGCACUGUGGCACAUGGAUGGUCCGAUGGCACUGGCCAUCCCACUGUGGCGCUCCAUGGGACACCAGCCCAUCUGUGCCCACCCACUUUGGCUGCCCUGCAGGCAGGGAGCGUGGAAAUGGAAAAUAUAGACAAUGGGGAAGUGAAGAAGGACAUGGAAGAGGAGGAUGAAGAGGAGGUAGAGAAGGAUGACAGUGAGGAUACAAAGGAGAUGAAGGUGGAGGAUGUGGAAGUGGACAUGGAGGAGGAUUUGGAAGAGAAGGAGGAAGAGCUGGAGAAGGAUGAGAAGGAGAUGAAGGAUGUAGAUGUAGAGGAACUGGAGGAUGCACAUGGCACUGACAAAGCAGCCCAGCCUGAUGGUGCUGGAGGGUCUGGCAUGUCCCCACUGUCGACUGGCACAAGGUGCAUGCUGGGGUCCCUGUCACUGGUGCCCAGGCAGCCAGGUGGGACAGAGGAAUCCCUGCAGGCUCUGGUGUCCCAGCUGAGGGCCGAGCUGGGUCAGCAUGAGGCGGCAGCACAGGCGCUGGCAGUGCGGCUGGCACAGGCGGAACUGCGGCACCAGCAGCAGGAGGAGGACAGUGCCCAGCGGGCCCAGCUGUGGGCACGCGAGGCUGAGGCACUGCGGGAAACCAACACCUUCCUGCAGCGGGCACUGGAGGCAGCAGUGGCAGCAGGGGACCCGGGGGCACUGGCACGGGCACAGGAGGAGGCACGGGGCUGGCAAGAGGUGGCAGAGGAGCAGGGUACCCGGCUGGCCAAGGCGCUGGCGGAGGCGGCGGUGCUGACCUCACGCCUGCAGGAAUGCCAGGAAGCGCUGGUGGCGGCAGGACAGACGGACAUGCUGAAGGAUGCUGGUACUUCAAAUGAGGUGGCUGCUGUGGAGAAGGUGCUGCAGCAGGCACUGGAGUUCGCCUGUGGUCCCCAGGAGCCCCCAGCAGCCCCCCAGACAGAAGAAGAACCAAGCACGGUCACCAGUAUGGCCAUGCGCUUGGCCAGCCUGGCCGCCACAGCACAGGAGGAGAACUGGCAGAGCCGGCAGCAGCUCCAGGCACAGCAACAGGAGAUGGCACGGCUGCAGGAGGAGCUCAGCAGGUAGGACAUGGA
This is a messenger RNA of Cyanistes caeruleus (blue tit), 1891 nucleotides long. It is a transcript of the gene RUFY4, whose product is annotated as RUN and FYVE domain containing 4. Lineage: Eukaryota; Metazoa; Chordata; Aves; Passeriformes; Paridae. The record is from RefSeq and is a predicted model, not a curated record.